UUUUAAUGGGGAAGGGGAGUUCCAAAGCUAAGAAUGUUUUUCUAUGCGGACUUGAUAACGCUGGAAAAACAAAGUAUCUUUACUCAACAAUGCAAGAUAUUAGUGGUGAAGACUUUGAACCAAGCGAAGGGUUCAAUUGUGAAAGAGUCUAUGGCACUGCUGAGAAAAUAAACAUCUGGGAAGGCGGUGGAGGAAAAUAUAUUCGUAAAUUCUGGCAUACUAUCGUCGAAAUCAUUGAAUUUAAAGCAGUAAUCUUUAUGGUCAAUACUUAUGAGCCUCACCGUGUCAAUGAAGCAAAGGAAGAGCUACACUCUCUUAUGUAUGACUUCAACCUAGGUAAGAUUUACCUGUAUGUAAUAUUCAAUACUCCUGUGAUAAAGAAGAACAACUUUGUGAAAUCUGAUAAUCCCUUGAAACUAAGUGAAUGGAGAGAUUUAAUGGAGCUUGAUAAGAUCGAAAAAGAAUCAGGGAAGAUAAUUGAGUUAAAAUCAGUCAUUAUGGAUGUCUCUGGGCCGCAUAAGAAAUUACUCAAUUCAAUAGAUUGGAUCUGUAAUAGGAUAGCGGGUGAUGAAGAGAGUGAGGAAGAGAAAGAAGAAGAGGGCAAGUAGGAGCAU
Messenger RNA from Moneuplotes crassus, 614 nucleotides. The record is from the annotation of a GenBank genome assembly. Lineage: Eukaryota; Ciliophora; Spirotrichea; Euplotida; Euplotidae.